GGGAAGGAGCAAGAAGGAUAGGGAGAGUGGAGAAAAAGACAAAAGAAUCAGACCAAAAAAAGGAGUAGCAAAGAAAAAUCUCCUUGGCUGUGAUUGGUCAGAACCCGAAGAGAUGGGCAGCCACCCAACUGUCAUGCUCUUGUGCUGUUUCUGUGGAUUGGCUGCCGUCUGGGCCCAGCAGACGGAGCUACCAUUCUCAGAAAACUCUGAAGGGCCACAAGACUGCAGAGAGGAAACAUAUCCGUGCACUAGGAUGUACUCUGUCCACCGCCCCAUAAAGAGAUGUAUCCAUUCGCUCUGCCUUUACAGUCUCCCACGAGUCUACAUGAUCAACAAAGAGAUUUGUGUGAGGACUGUGUGUCAGCAGGAAGAGGCCCUGAAGGCGGAAAUAUGCAGAGAGAAAUCUGGGUGGCCAAAACGAGUUCAGAGGUCAAUCAGAAGGCGCUGUUAUCGUUAAAAACAGAACAAG
Electrophorus electricus (electric eel) is the source of this 469-nucleotide messenger RNA. It is a transcript of the gene mfap5, whose product is annotated as microfibril associated protein 5. Gene Ontology annotation, cellular component: microfibril. The record is from RefSeq and is a predicted model, not a curated record. Gene Ontology annotation, biological process: embryonic eye morphogenesis. Lineage: Eukaryota; Metazoa; Chordata; Actinopteri; Gymnotiformes; Gymnotidae.